Molecule: messenger RNA, 1441 nt
Organism: Pterocles gutturalis (yellow-throated sandgrouse)
Lineage: Eukaryota; Metazoa; Chordata; Aves; Pterocliformes; Pteroclidae
Gene: ATG7
Product: autophagy related 7
Exons: 11
Biological process (GO): C-terminal protein lipidation; protein modification by small protein conjugation; piecemeal microautophagy of the nucleus
Cellular component (GO): cytoplasm; phagophore assembly site
Molecular function (GO): Atg8 activating enzyme activity; Atg12 activating enzyme activity
Source: RefSeq, a predicted model, not a curated record
UCAAGCGCUUCAGAAAGCGUAUGAUGAACUUUGCCAGAAAGAGGGCGUCACGGCCUUGCCUUAUUUUUUAAUUAAGUAUCAUGACAAUUCUGUUGUGGUAUCUCUGCUGAAAAAGUGGGAUGCUUUCUUCCAAGACCAAGGGGGAAAGGUGACAGUUGGAGUUUAUGAUCCGUGUAAUUUAUCCCACUAUCCAGGAUGGCCACUGAGAAAUUUCCUGAUCCUGGCAGCCCACAAAUGGGGCAGCAUUCUCCAGUCAGUGGAAGUGCUCUGCUUCAGAGAUCGGACCAUGCAAGGGGUGAGGGACAUAACACACAGCAUUGUCUUUGAAAUAAAACUUCCAGAGAGAGCCCUUGGCCCAGAUUGUCCAAAAGCUGUUGGAUGGGAGAAAAACCAAAAGGGAGGCAUGGGUCCAAGGAUGGUGAAUCUCAGUGAAUGUAUGGAUCCAAAAAGGUUAGCAGAAUCAUCGGUGGAUCUUAAUUUGAAAUUGAUGUGCUGGCGUUUGGUGCCUACCCUUGAUUUGGAAAACAUUGUGUCUGCCAAGUGUCUGCUGCUAGGGGCUGGUACGCUGGGUUGUAGUGUUGCAAGGACCUUGAUGGGUUGGGGAGUCAGGAAGAUUACAUUUGUGGACAACGCAAAGAUCUCCUACUCCAACCCAGUACGACAGCCGCUGUACGAGUUUGAAGACUGUCUUAGCGGUGGGAAGCCUAAAGCACUUGCGGCAGCAGACAGGCUGCAGAAAAUCUUCCCUGGAGUGAGUGCGGAAGGCUAUAACAUGAGCAUCCCUAUGCCGGGCCACCCCGUGAAUUUUUCUGAAGUAACAAUGGCACAAGCUCGGAAGGAUGUGGCUAAACUCGAAGAACUGAUUGAGGCUCAUGACGUUGUUUUCCUACUAAUGGACACUAGAGAGAGUCGAUGGCUCCCUGCUGUCAUUGCAGCCAGCAAGAGGAAGCUGGUCAUCAAUGCUGCGCUGGGAUUUGACACAUUUGUUGUGAUGAGGCAUGGACUAAAGAAGCCAAAACAUCAAGAAGCUGGUGGUGUGUGUUUCAACAAUGCCUCUGGUUCCUCUGAUCUUCUGGGGUCGUCCCUCUUUUCAAAUAUCCCUGGCUAUAAGCUGGGUUGCUACUUCUGCAAUGAUGUUGUGGCACCAGGGGAUUCCACCAGGGAUCGGACACUGGAUCAGCAGUGCACGGUCAGUCGACCUGGGUUAGCCAUGAUAGCUGGGGCGCUUGCGGUGGAAUUAAUGGUUUCUGUUCUACAGCAUCCAGAAGGUGGUUAUGCUGUGGCUAGCAGUAGCGAUGAUAGAAUGAAUGAACCACCGACUUCUCUUGGGCUUGUUCCUCAUCAGAUCCGUGGAUUUUUGUCAAGAUUUGAUAAUGUUCUUCCAGUCAGCCUGGCAUUUGAUAAGUGCACAGCCUGCUCAACCAAAGUAAGGCUUGAAUCU